AUGCGAGGUCCACCCAUCGACAGAGGGGAAGCACUGGUCAGAAGGAGGAUGAAAGAACGACAACGACUCAAGAAGGAGGCCGAACGCCGUCUACGUCGAGCAGCAGACGAAGAAACUCGUCCAACAAACAACUCAUCUACUAUCAUCCCAGCCAGACCUACCACCUCAAGAACCAAGACCGCACCAUCCAACUCACACCACCACCACCACCACCAACAACAACAACAUCACACCACUCAAAUACCCAACCCAGGAGCACACCGGGAUCCAAGACUGGCCUCACCCAGCUUAGAAUCAUUCUGGGCACCAUCUGCAUCAUCAGCUAAUCAACAGACUGAGACUAAUCGAGGAGAGCAACAGGCUAAGACUCAACAAUCCCCUGAGACUCGAUCGAUCAUCCGCCUCGAUAUCGAUCAUAAACCUAGCAGCCCAGCUCAUCGUGGCGUCUCACCAGUCAGAAUCCAAUCCACCUACCAAUCAUUCGGAUCACCAAGCCAAUUCUCAGCCCCAAUCAUCAAAUCCUCUACCAGCGAACAACCUACUCCAACCAGAUUCAACCAACAAACUCAACAGCAGCCAUCAGAUUCCGCCAAAUCAUCCUUCUCGCUUCACGGGAAGAACUUUCAAUCCAACCCACCCACGGUCGAGCUAUCUGGUAGCGACUUCACUCCCCGUCGUCCUCGCGACGAGUAUGAUGAGGAUGCAGAGGAGACUGAGGACGGAACGGAGGAAGAAGAACGGCUCUAUGACCUCUCCACCCCCACCGUCCGCGGGCGCGCCGGGAUCCCAAAGUCGCUCUCUGUCAGAAGCACCAGUACCGCUGCUCAUUCUCUCCAUCGCCAGUCCUCCCGCUUCUCCGUCGCUCACUCCAAGUCUGCCGACCAACACCGCGCCGAAUCAUUGAGCUUGUUGAGCAACGACGAUCUCCCCUCCCAACAUAGCUCAGUACAUACUAACAAACAGAUCCAGGAAGCUUCUCAUGCUGAAGAUGAUGAUAACAGCGAACACCAGGGUAGUAGCUCCUCAUCCUCUCCACUGGAUGACGAUGUCGAAUAUACUCUAAAGGAUAGACAGGAUGCCAUCAACAUCGAGCAUCCAUUUGGUCUACCGAUCUGGAAGCCAGCCUUGUACAAGAAAUCUCGAUCGGUAGCGAGAAACGCCGAGGCGGCGUUGCACAAUUCGCCUACCUCGACGACUGGCUCAACACUAACGUUCGGCAACCUACUUUGGUCGUUGAUCUUUGGGAUCUGGCUAGCGGUCGUCGUCGCCCUAGUGGCGGCGAUCCUUUUUGUGAUUCCGUGGGGUGGGAGCAAGUAUGGACGCGUGGUUUGGGAGCUAGCGGGUUACUUGGUGUGGCCGUUUGGGAAGUAUGUCGAGGAGUGGUCGGAGGAAGAGGAGGAGGAGGGCAGUGAGACGCAGAACGAGGAGCGAGCCGACGCGACCGAUUCCAGUCGGUUUGCCGCGGGCUUGGAUCCUGGUGCGCCUCACGCGUCUCGAUGGGUGACCGUCUCGGAAAUCGACGAAGACGAGGUGGCGUCGAUCGACCGGCUGACGAUCCGUGGAGGCCUCGACCCGGAGGACGAGCGAACCGGGCUGACAUCCGAAAGACGCUCCCCAAAUUACGGUACCACCAGUCCCUCCCGACCCUCGAUCGCCAAACCCAAAGACCGACUCUCAUCUGAUUCGACCAUCAAGACAGACCUGAACACGAUCCUCGGAAUAUUCAAGAGAACGGAUGGCACGGAUGGUCGGGCCAAGCGCCAGAUUCGGGUCCGGGCCCUCGGUCGACUCUCCUUCUGGGUGGCCUACUACCUGAUCAUUGCCCCGCUCAUGUUGACGGCCUGUCUGCUCUGCUGGUUCUUUGUGGUCACGAUUCCUAUGGCUAAGCUGCUCUGGGUGCUCGUCCAACACAUCGGCACCGAGCCUCUGGCACUCCACUUCAGAUCCUCCCCGACUUACAUCGACCUCCACCAGGUCGAGAUCGGCCUAGCCUCUGGCCACAACCAAGAACAAGGACAGCAACAAGGCGACGGCCAGACGGAUGGCGAGCCCCGUCUUGAUGAGAACCCUCAGCGUCGUCGGGUCAGUAGUCGACUCCCGCCUCAACUCAAGCCUGGCCAACCGGCGCCUAAACACUCAAAGAAGUCCUUGUCCGAGAGUCGGGCGAAAGGGCGAUUAGUGAGCGGGAAAGCCAAGGUGCUUCUGUGCACAUACAAAGCCUUAGGAUUGCAGUACUAUAAAUACACCGUCGAUGGUGUCAACAUCAUGUUCAUCAUCCUGAUCCCCUUCGUGAUCUUUGUCAUCCUGGACUUCUUCUUCCUAGCCCCGUUGAAACUGACCGGCUUCCUAGGAGUUCUAUCCUCGCAGAUCGUGCUCUUUGUGAUGGCCUUGUUGAGUGUGAUUCCGUUAUCGUACUUUAUCGGGAUGGCGGUGGCCUCGAUCUCGGCGCAAUCGUCGAUCGGGAUGGGCGCGGUGAUCAAUGCGACGUUCGGCUCGGUGAUCGAGAUCAUCCUCUAUUCCAUCGCGCUCACCGAGGGUAAGGGCGAGCUGGUCGAGGGAUCUAUCAUCGGAUCCGUCCUCGCUGGCGUCCUCCUUCUCCCAGGUCUCUCAAUGAUCGGCGGAUCAUUCAAGAGGAAGGAACAGCGCUUUAACGCUAGGUCUGCGGGCGUCACUUCGACUAUGCUUAUCAUGGCUAUCAUCGGAACUCUUACUCCUACACUGUUUUACGAAAUCUAUGGGACCUUUCAACUCACUUGUUCUGGCUGUCCAGAUGAUCUUGAUCAUCCUGGUUUGAUCUCUCAGGAUAAAGUCUGGAAAUGUAAAUCGUGUAGGUAUGAACAUCUUAGUCCAGUUAAUGAUAGCUUCUAUCAAUCUUCUGUCAAAGGAUUGUCCUACUAUUGUGCUGGUUUACUCGUCCUGUCUUAUUUGAUUGGUUUAUGGUUUUCUUUACGGACUCAUGCCUCGCAAAUUUGGCAGACCCCGGCCGCGGUUCUUCCACAUGGACCAGGAGUUGGAGGAACAGCAGCAGGAGCAGGAGGUGAGGUGCCUCAAUCGAUGGCAGAACAUCAUCAUCAGCAGCAGCAUCCGGGGUCGACUCAAGAAGGACAUGAAUACCAGCACCUGACGAGCCAACAACGGAUGUCGAUGUAUGUGCGAAAGUUACCGGAGAUCGUGAAACAACAACUGUUGCCGCAUCUCCAACGCUCCAUCUCGACCACCCGGCAUCCCGAGCACCACCAGCCGAUCUCUUCCUCCGUCCAAUCGCCCGCCAAAGCGCCCCCAAACGAGGAGGACCCUUCCAAUCGGUUGCCGCGGACUUUGACCACUGAAGAAGUCAACCAAACUCUCCAUGUCCUCCAGCUCGCCUCUCACGGCUUUCCCUCCCGUCCGCCGCCCAAAUCCCGACCCUCUAGUCAGUUUAUCCACAGUCGAGAGCCGUCACACUCGCACCAUCGAGACCCAGCGCCUCCCUCAUCCGGCCUCCCACCGGGCUCCUCCUCUCACCCCUUACCACUCUCUUCUGUUGCUGCUCCGCACGUCCACCAUCCUAUUCUGAUCGAAGAACACCAUUCGGCAACCGGAAACAAUGGCGGCGGUGGCCAUGAUGCUCCUAAUUGGAGUCGCACUAAAUCGACUACCGUGCUUCUGCUUUGUACCGCGCUUUAUGCGAUUAUCGCUGAGAUCCUUGUCGACGUCGUAGACGUCGUCCUCGACGGUAAAUCUAAACUCCCCGAAAAGUUCCUCGGUAUCUCCCUCUUCGCCCUCGUUCCUAAUACUACCGAGUUCAUGAACGCGAUCUCGUUCGCUAUUAAUGGCAAUAUCGCGCUGAGUAUGGAGAUCGGGUCGGCGUAUGCUCUGCAAGUCUGUCUCAUCCAAAUCCCCGCCAUGAUCACCUUCUCGUCGUUCUACAACUCCAACAAAUUCGUCUCGGCCUCUCACACUUUCACCUUGGUGUUUCCGAGAUGGGACGUGAUCGCAAUCAUCUUCUCGAUCUUUUUGUUGACGUAUACGUACAUCGAGGCCCGUUCUAAUUAUCAUCGUGGGACGAUCUUGGUGCUCAGUUAUUUGGUCUUGAUUGGUGGAUUCUAUUCGGCGCCUGUGGAUAGCUUGGAUGCACUAAGUACCGAUAUCAAUCAUAAGGAUCAGUUCAAAUCAGUCGUCUUCAAUCAUCCGCUCUCCAAUCUCACCGCGUCCUCGAUUCGUCAUCUCCAACUCCCCCCGCUCGCUCAGUCGUCUCUUGGCAACUCGGUGCUCUCGUUUUUCGGAGUCAACCCUUAGACCUUC
Messenger RNA from Puccinia graminis f. sp. tritici CRL 75-36-700-3, 4284 nucleotides. RefSeq names its product Ca2+:H+ antiporter. Gene Ontology annotation, cellular component: endomembrane system; membrane. Bases 1 to 4278 code for a protein of 1425 amino acids. Lineage: Eukaryota; Fungi; Basidiomycota; Pucciniomycetes; Pucciniales; Pucciniaceae. Gene Ontology annotation, molecular function: calcium:proton antiporter activity. The transcript is spliced from 8 exons. Gene Ontology annotation, biological process: calcium ion transmembrane transport; intracellular calcium ion homeostasis. The record is from RefSeq and is a predicted model, not a curated record.